CAUGUUUGGAUCCGUGUGUUUUGUGAGAUUGUUCAAAUUUGUAUUAACUCUUAUUGAAUUGCAUUGGCCAUUUGAAAAAAUUGAAUAAUAAUGGAUUACAUUGCUAUUAAAAGUGAAGAAACUACUGAGCGUGGUUCGAACCACUACAGAAACAAGAUGAAAAAACGCAAACAGUUUGCUAAACGAUUCCUGCACAAUGCAAAAGGAUUCGGUCGCAUCGGUAUAUUUGGACGAGGAGCCGAAGUGGACCAAGAGCAGUACAACUACCUCGUGAACAUCCUGGAAGCAAUGACCAAGCAGAAGGAUACGGAAGAGCGUCAGCUGAUGGCCAACAAUGUGCUGGGUCAGCUGGAGGGCAAGGAAAUCCGGAUCUCCUCGAACCAGCUGGGUAGUCGUGUGUUCGAAAACCUGCUACCCUUUACCGACGAAGAGAACUUCGCCAAGCUGAUGGAUACGUUUGCCGAAAACUUUCGUGCCGUGUGCUGCGAUAAAUUUGCCUCUCAUGUGCUGCAGCGGAUGCUGUACGUUGCUUUGUUGCGAGCCGUGGCACCAUUGCAGACGGAAGAUGACGAUGCGGAGCAUGGAAGCACCGAGCAGGAAGGCAGCAAGAAACCAAGGCAAACCAAGGGAGGCGAUGGUGUCGACCGAGCUGGACAAAGCAUAUGGCCAUUCAGCGAGUAUACGCUGAAGGAACCGUACAGCGACGCGCACCGGCAGAUGUGCGGUAAAUUUGUACAGCGUUUGGCCAUGUUUUUGAUCAACAACUUGGAAGAAUUCGUCUGGGACAACACGGCGAACUAUAUCGUGCGGCAGUGUAUACUCAACUUGAGCGGAAUAGGCGAGAUGAAGAUGUUCGACAAUAGGGGAACGAAAGGAACCCCAAUGGCAACUGCGGAAGUUAAGAGGCUGAUCGUUCCCGAAGAAUGGCAGAAACUGCUGACCGAAAUCAACAUCCGCUUGAUGGCUUGGCCACAGUUCGCAGAUCUUCCGUACAAUGAACUGGCGUCGGUCAUACUGCAAACUCUUCUGAGAGCUCUCUCUACCCUCGAAGAACGCUUUCUCGUUUCGCAGCUUUGUUCGAAGCUACACAACGAAGCUUUUCUCACGGAAAACAACUGCGCAAAGAAAGAAGAGGAUGACGCAUCAGAAUAUGCGGAAGAAAAAUCUUUCGCAGAGGAGGACGAAUCAAAGCUACCAAAAGUCUUCCAACAAGAAGCUUCCAUCCGGCUACUUGAAAGUUGCAUCUCGGUUGCACCGUCUAAUUUCUUCAAAGAAAACCUUUUCGAAGGUCUAUUCCGAGGACGCCUGAAGGAUUUAGCCCUAUCGAAGAUGCAUAAUUUUGCCGUACAAAAAUUGAUUGAACACACCGACGAUAAGGACCUGAUUGAGAUCGUGCUGCUGGAGCUAGAAAACAGCAUGGAGGACAUUCUGCGCGUUGGCCACACGGGCGUCGUUCUAGCACUGGCUAAGGCUUGUGCCCGGCUAGCGUGUCAGCAGGGUAAGUACGUGAAGCUGCUCCUCGAUGCCCUGCACAGCGGUGAGGUCGCAUCGGAAAAGAUGAUCACCGCUGUCCUGUAUCUUCUGCCGGCCGAUAUUAAAGUGGAAAAUACGCCCAGCAUAAACCUGCACGGUUCGCUGAUUCUUCAAGCCAUUUUGGAAUUCAACAAACCGAUCAAGUUCGUCAACGCGCUGCUCGAGAUGCCGAACGAUCGGCUGGCGAACAUUUUAAGUGAUCCUCGGGGCUCCUUCGUAGCGAACGCGUACACCGGGUCGCGGUUUGUGGGAGAAAAGUCGCGCGAAAAAAUGGUACGCCAUCUGGAAGGACAGUACUCGCGGCUAAUGCUGACCCCACACGGCUCACACGUGGUGGAAAUUAUGUAUAAUGCCGGAAAUCCUGCCCAGCGCGAGAAUAUCGUGCGCGAGCUGGCGGAUAAUUGUGAGCAGCUGAACAGUAAGCCCUGGGGAAUGGUCAUCAAUAAACGGUUGCUGGUGGACACGUACAAACGAGACCCGGCCCGCUGGAAGGUGGCCAUCAAAAGUGACGCGAAGGUAGAAAAGUUGUUCGACAAACUGGUGGGUGGAAAAAAAAGGAAGCUAAAUAAGGAAGGCAAGGAAUAGAACUAAGGAAACUUUAUUCAGAUCAGUAUAAAGCGCUUUGUGGAAAACCGUGGAAAAUCUGCCAACCGUCAUACCAAUAAAUGGAACACGUUUUUAAUGUUCUAAACUA
Molecule: messenger RNA, 2227 nt
Organism: Anopheles coustani
Lineage: Eukaryota; Metazoa; Arthropoda; Insecta; Diptera; Culicidae
Product: nucleolar protein 9
Exons: 1
Coding region: 91-2118 (675 amino acids)
Biological process (GO): ribosomal small subunit export from nucleus; endonucleolytic cleavage to generate mature 5'-end of SSU-rRNA from (SSU-rRNA, 5.8S rRNA, LSU-rRNA); endonucleolytic cleavage in ITS1 to separate SSU-rRNA from 5.8S rRNA and LSU-rRNA from tricistronic rRNA transcript (SSU-rRNA, 5.8S rRNA, LSU-rRNA)
Cellular component (GO): preribosome, small subunit precursor; nucleolus; 90S preribosome
Molecular function (GO): RNA binding
Source: RefSeq, a predicted model, not a curated record